ACUCGACCUCUGAUUGGCUCAGAGUUGACAGCAAUCAGAGAUAACUGUAAACGCAAUCAUAAGUGCAGUAAUGGAUCCCAACAUAAUCGGUUGUCUUUGGGUGCGUUUGGCCGGCGUUUCGGGCGCUCUGGCCGUCGCUCUCGGCGCGUAUGGCGCGCACGUCGUCUCCGAAAGUAAGACUCUUUCGCCGAAACUCAAAGACGUCUUCGAGAGAGCGAAUAAAUACCAUUUACUGCACUCUCUCGCGCUGCUGGCCGUUCCCCUCACGGCUCACCCCUCGCUGUCCGGAAGCCUCCUAUUGGUCGGAAUGACGGUCUUCUGCGGCACGUGUUAUGCGCACGUCUUGAGCGGCGGCAACAAAGCCGUGAUCCGAUUCACGCCAAUGGGAGGCCUCACUCUCAUCAUGGGAUGGCUUUCCAUGGCUUACGCCUAACCUCCGAGUCGUUGUCAUGACUACUAAUUUGAUUGAAUAAAGUGUUGAUUGAAAUGACGUCACAAAACAUGUGAUUCUUUGGACCAAAACAACAACAAUAGAGAGAGAGCUGACCUUCACUUCACGAGAAACCAGUUUUCAUACAAUCAGUCGUUAAUUACAUAACAUUUCCGCAAACUUUCCCUCAAUUCCCGCAAAGCCUGCGAUUCGCGGGUCAGCGGCCACUGGACGGCUGUCCACCACUGGGCCGCCCCCUCCCGCACCCUCUCGCCACUGUCCCCC
Oppiella nova is the source of this 715-nucleotide messenger RNA. Lineage: Eukaryota; Metazoa; Arthropoda; Arachnida; Sarcoptiformes; Oppiidae. The record is from the annotation of a GenBank genome assembly.